AUGGAGAAUCUCCCACGUGAAGUUUUAUCUAACAUUUUCAUCCGAUUAUUGGCCAAACAACUUGCUCAAAUGAGGUGCGUAUGUAAAUCUUGGAAUGCUCUCUUAUCCGAAUCCUCCUUCAUAAAAUCCCACCUCCAUCACUCUAUCCAUCACAACGAUGAGAUUCUCUUGUUCUUCAGCCGAGUAUUUUCUUUUUACCAUAGUCCAUUCAUACACCCCUCUCCAUUAACACCACACCCCUUUCCAUUCACAGCACACCCAUCUCGUUCUCCUAAUCUCAAACUCAAACCGAGUAAUUUCUUCAAACUCCCAGAUAAACCCAAAUCCGAAUAUAGUCAUGGCAAUGUCAUUGGAUCUAUAAAUGGCUUGAUAUGCUUUAAUUACGGACCAUUUUCUUUGCCUUCCCGUGAUUAUGCAAUUUACGUUUGGAACCCUUCUCUAUCGGCAUUGUUAACUCUCCCACCAUGUCCUCUCCCCUCGGGUGAUUCUAAGACAAAAACCAAUUUUCGAUUUGGGUAUGAUCCCAAUGCUGAUGAUUACAAAGUUGUUAAGCUUACAAGCCUUGUACCACAAGUUGCGGUUUAUAGCAUGAGAAAGGGUUCAUGGGACUUAAUUACUCAAAGGUUUCCGUUGAAUAUGAGAAUAAUUAAGCGUAAACCCGAAGUUUGUGUAGAUGGCUAUAACGGCCGACUUCAUUGGCUUUGUUAUACUAAAUUUAAGCGGAAGUUAGAAAGGAUAGUGGCAUUUGAUUUGGGUGAAGAGACGUUUAGUGUGAUAUCUCUUCCAGAUUCUAUACUACAACACGAUCAAAACAGAUGGAAUGUAUUUGGAGUUUUAGCUGGAAAGCUUUGUGUGAUGUCAAGGGUUAGAGAUGGUGAUUGUGAGGUGUGGGUGAUGGAUGAUUAUGGGGUGGCUGAAUCAUGGGUCAAGCUUCAUGCGUUUUCACAGUUUGAUGGUGCUAUUUAUCCAUAUGGAUUCACGUUACACAAUGAGUUCCUUUUUCAAGUCGACAUUGAUCGUUUUGCUUUGUAUGCUCCAAUUGUAGCAAAGCCUAAAAACUUUGAAAAUCCGUGUCCUCUAAAUGUUGUAGAUAAAGUUGUGCAUUAUGUUGAGAGUCUUGUUUGGGUAGUACCUGCUGAGAGUGAGGGGAGGUGCUACAACAUCUCUCAAUUUCCAUUUUGA
This is a messenger RNA of Lactuca sativa (garden lettuce), 1182 nucleotides long. RefSeq names its product F-box/kelch-repeat protein At3g23880. Lineage: Eukaryota; Viridiplantae; Streptophyta; Magnoliopsida; Asterales; Asteraceae. Gene Ontology annotation, molecular function: protein binding. The record is from RefSeq and is a predicted model, not a curated record.